Striga hermonthica is the source of this 918-nucleotide messenger RNA. Lineage: Eukaryota; Viridiplantae; Streptophyta; Magnoliopsida; Lamiales; Orobanchaceae. The record is from the annotation of a GenBank genome assembly.
AUGGGGAGAUUACCAGCUUGCUGUGAAAAAAAUGGGGUGAAAAAAGGUCCAUGGACUCCUGAGGAAGAUAUUAUCUUAGUUUCAUACAUUCAAGAACAUGGCCCUGGGAACUGGAGAGCUGUCCCUUCUAACACAGGCUUGCUUAGAUGCAGCAAGAGUUGCCGGCUCCGGUGGACGAAUUACCUCCGGCCGGGGAUCAAACUCGGGAAUUUCACUGAACAAGAGGAGAAGAUGAUUAUCCACCUCCAAGCACUUCUUGGCAAUAGGUGGGCCGCCAUAGCAUCAUACCUCCCUCAAAGAACAGACAAUGAUAUCAAAAACUACUGGAACACACACUUGAAGAAGAAGAUGGCAAAAGCCCAUUAUAAAAUUAAUGAGGAAAAUGGAAAUUCAUCAGACAUCACUAAUUCUCGGCCACCCUCAAAGGGCCAAUGGGAAAGAAGGCUUCAAACAGAUAUCCAAACAGCCAAACAGGCCUUGCGCGAGGCCCUUUCACUAGAUAAACCAUCAGGCCCAAAUCCCAAGCCCACUGCCCCACAAAUUGCCAGCCCAAUAUACGCAUCUAGCGCCGAAAACAUCGCUCUUUUGCUCGAUAAUUGGACGAAAAAGUCCUCGGAUAAAGUUUCUCGUCUGGGCUCGGCCGAUAGUAACCCUUCAUCGACGGGCCCGAAGUCUAGCCCAAGUGAGGGGCAAAUGAGUAAUUUCACUUUUGCGGGGCUCAACGCUUUGACUUCGGAGAUUGACCAAGAUGUAGUUGCAAGUUUGACUAGUGCACAUGAAAAUGGGCUUGUCGAAGAUCAUGAGGGGAAAAUAACUGAAAUGCCCCUUUGCCUGCUGGAAAAAUGGCUGUUUGAUGAGGCGGCUGCACAAGGGCAGGAUGGGAAUUUCAUGGAGACAGGCCUUGGGACGAACUGCUGA